CUAUGGCUACCCCCCAGCAGAGACAGGGACGAGGGCAAGCUAAGCCCGUGCAGAUGCCUACAAAUGGGACGAAGAUCCCAUUAGAGCUAGAUGAGUAUGGUGGUUUGCCACAACAAGUCAGACGAUAGAUUGUGGUCCAGUUGCGGGAGAAUCUCCCAGAUGCUUACACAUCGUGGGGACAGGUCCUUCGUGAGCAUCGAGACAUGUAUUGGAAUAUAUUCAGUCAAACAUAUGAAUGGGAUCUUGCGAUUGAUAAGAUUGUAAACGAUUUAUGGAAUGUGACAACAAGGAUCAAGUUCAAGCAUGAACUUAGUGAGUUGAAAGCUAAGUGUGCAAAGAGAAACUUUCAAGUUAAGCCUCCAGAUAUGAAUCCAGAGUUAUGGGUGAGACUUGUUUAUUUAUGGACUGAGGAUGAAAUCAACAUGAAUUUUGACAAGUUCAAAAUGCCUACAACUAGGAAAAUUGUGUUUGGAAACUCUGUCAAUCCUACUGAAAAAAUUCAUCUUCAUCACUUUAGUGUUGAUACCAGCCACAUGAGAAAAGCAAUGAAUUCCGAUGAAGAAUACUUGCCUUAUGGUCACUUACUUACCAAAUUCUUUGAAAAAUGGGGUAUUUAUCUUUCAAAGGAACAAUCUGAAGAAAUCACUGAAGAUGAAACUCUGAUAGAAACUGCACUAAAAAGAAUGAAAUUUGAAAAGAAAGAUGGUACUCAGGUAAGAAUCAAUAAUCCACCAGAAGUUGAAGGUCCAUUGGGUAAAGUCUUAGACAACAUUGAUCUUUUGAGUAUCCAAAUUGAAGCAGAACUCAACUCUAAAUUUGCUGCCUUUGAAGAAAAAAAUGAAUAAUCAUUUUUCUAUGCUUGAAUCCUCCCUAAACAAAAAACUAACUCAACUAGAAAAAUCUGUGGCAGCACUGACAAAAUCCAACAAGAGGAAAUGUUCAUCGUAGUCACCCAGAUGCAAGAGUUGGUUUAUUUUGGUUUCAAUUUGCAAUGUUUAGCAUGAUUUGGGUAUUUUGUACUCUUAUAUUGUCUGCUUUUUGUGUACUGCUUAUUUGUAUGUUUGAACCCUCUGUUAUGCUUUGUGCUAACUUUCUUUUUCCUAAUGACAAAAAGGGGGAGAAGAACUUAAAUGAAAAUUAUCUUUAUUA
Messenger RNA from Rubroshorea leprosula, 1149 nucleotides. The record is from the annotation of a GenBank genome assembly. NCBI's taxonomy places the organism in Eukaryota, Viridiplantae, Streptophyta, Magnoliopsida, Malvales, Dipterocarpaceae.